AAAGAGACAAAGGAAGUGAGUGCGAGAGAGGAGCCGGCUUGCAUCUGAACUAUCUCUGGUGAGCAGCCCCCAGCCUGGCCCAGGGCAUGCCCCAGUUCACUUUUGCCUGCUUCUGUGGCCUCCACGGCUUCUGCAAGAUGAAGAGGAAGAAGGAGGAAGUUCACAGAGAACGGGAAACAGCAGUGUGA
This is a messenger RNA of Artibeus jamaicensis (Jamaican fruit-eating bat), 188 nucleotides long. RefSeq names its product BLACAT1 overlapping LEMD1 locus (gene BLACAT1). Bases 87 to 188 code for a protein of 33 amino acids. The transcript has 2 exons. The record is from RefSeq and is a predicted model, not a curated record. Lineage: Eukaryota; Metazoa; Chordata; Mammalia; Chiroptera; Phyllostomidae.